Baudoinia panamericana UAMH 10762 is the source of this 1398-nucleotide messenger RNA. RefSeq lists its product as uncharacterized. The record is from RefSeq and is a predicted model, not a curated record. Lineage: Eukaryota; Fungi; Ascomycota; Dothideomycetes; Mycosphaerellales; Teratosphaeriaceae. The transcript is spliced from 2 exons. Bases 1 to 1398 code for a protein of 465 amino acids.
AUGGCUUCCACCCCGGAACCCACCUCCGCCCGCGCUCGGACCCCGCCAACUCCUCUUCACGGCCCACGAUAUGACAACUAUCAACCAUACUCACCUCGUCGCUCGAACAGAGUUUCUGCGCAAAGUAACCCUUACAGCUCUGGUAACAUCGAUCGCUCUCCGCGAGCCAACCUCCCACGCCACACAACACCCCCUGCGACAGCGAAGAGGGCCCGUAUAACUCGUCAGCCUACUCAGCUCUCAUCGCCACCGUCUUCACCCGCUUCACCCGUCCGGCAGCGGCAAAUACCGCACGUUCACAAGACGCCAAGGAAAGCAGCUUUCAAGCCGACAAACGGCACUAACACCUUGUCCGAUUCAGACCACGUUUCUACAUCACUGAGAUUACCAAACAUUGAUCCCGUUACGAUGCUACCGACGCCAUCCAAAACGCCCAAGAAGCGCAAUUCAGCUGCCAUCAACGCUACGGCGCGCAUUCUCAGCUUCCAGCCGGAAAACCCUAACGAUGUCAUGCCUUCGCCGCGCAAGUCCAGGAAACAUGCCCGCAUCCACUCUGCGAACGGCUUCGACCUUUAUGAUGAGGAGCGUGAGCGUGCCAGAGAUCAAGUUCAUGUCUAUACUGAUGCUAAUGCGCGCGUGCCGGAAUUGGAUGUGAACGAGGACAAUCCCUUCGUUGGCACUAAACACGGCGCAACUAGCAGGCCGCAACGCAGGAGUCGUGGCCCUACUGUGGCGGAUGCAGGGAUGGAGGAGGCGGUCCAGAGGGACGAGGGCAUUCUCUACGUCUUCCGCGGCAAGAAGGUCUUCCGUCGCUUCUCCGAUCCGGAGGCAGAGCACCCCACCUCCGUCGACAACUCAGAGGCCGAGGUGGCGCCCGGACAGCGCACCCUCAAGCGCCAGGCAGGUGCUUCAGCGCAACGUCCACUCACUCGCAGUGCAAUCAAACCGCGCUUACUAUUUCCGUCAGACGAUCAACUUCGUGAACGGGAGGAAGGCGCGGACGAUGCCGAUGAGGAAGCCACGACCGACAUUGAGAUGGGCAAUGACGAGGCGCCUAUUGUGGUUAAGCCCAAAGUCGCACAGACUCCGACGAAGGAUCGCUUCAAGCCCGCCACGAUAGCCACGCCACCAACGACUGCUAGAGUGACAAGAUCAAUGAACGUCACGGUUUCACCGGUCAAGCUGACUCCGCUCGUGGAGGAAGAAGAACUGGGCUCGUCCAUGUCGCUGGGCACUGACGAUUCGUUUACCGCCGUCUCGAAGCGGGGCCGCAAGAGCCCGUUCGAUUCGUGGCAACGUACUAAAGCUGGGAAGAAGCGGGUGAGCGAGGAGGGGGAAAAGGAAAUCGGGGCUGAGAAGCGGACAAGGAGCGCUGCUGUGGUGACCAGUCCGGCAUGA